AGUGAUGUUUCGCCUUGCAUUCAUUUUGUCAGUUUUAGUGCUGGUCAUCCAGGUUAAUGGCGACGAUGAAAACGACCCACUUCCCAAUGAUAUAGAAGAGAAGAUACUUUUACAAGAUCGAUUAUACGACUUAUUGCUUGAUGACCGUAAGGCUGGUCAAUGUGGAAUACAAGAAUCUUACCUUAGUUGUGCCCAUGUAAACCUCUGUACCAGAGGGCAGUGUCCACAAAACCAGCACUGUUGCAUCACGAAUAAAUGUGGGGAUAUAUGCCUCUGCAAACCACAUCCCGAAAACUGUUCGACGUUUUGUACAUACGGAUAUAAGACAGGACAAGAUGGCUGUUAUACGUGUAGUUGUAAUCCAUUCAAUUUGAAACGACUCCUGAGGAGGUUAAUGGACAGAAAGGAUAUACAGUCCUCUAAAGAGGGGGAAAUGUGAAGACAUGGAAAAUAUCAGAAGAGGAAACAACAAGGACAUAUAGUUUAGCCAAAAAUAAAAACUAUUUUGGAAAUUACUCAAUCAUCACCACUUUCAAUAUUCUUCAAUGUAACAUAC
Messenger RNA from Mytilus trossulus (common blue mussel), 556 nucleotides. RefSeq lists its product as uncharacterized. NCBI's taxonomy places the organism in Eukaryota, Metazoa, Mollusca, Bivalvia, Mytilida, Mytilidae. Gene Ontology annotation, molecular function: serine-type endopeptidase inhibitor activity. The record is from RefSeq and is a predicted model, not a curated record. The transcript has 6 exons. Bases 5 to 439 code for a protein of 144 amino acids.